Molecule: messenger RNA, 519 nt
Organism: Parnassius apollo (apollo)
Lineage: Eukaryota; Metazoa; Arthropoda; Insecta; Lepidoptera; Papilionidae
Source: the annotation of a GenBank genome assembly
AUGGGCAGCCUUGCUCACGAUCAGCAAGCAAUUUCACAUCAAAAAUUAAUUCAACAUCACUUGCCUGAUCAUGAUGGUCAUUAUGGCGAGCUUUCACACAUUGGACAUCACGCACCUGAACAUCAUACAGAAUACGCCUGGUCAUAUCCUUCAUAUGAGUUCUCAUAUACAGUGGCCGAUCCUCAUACUCAUGAUAACAAAGGGCACCAUGAAACCAGAAACGGAGAUACUGUUAAAGGAAUGUAUUGGUUGAUGCAACCAGAUGGUCUCAAACGCACUGUGACCUAUUACGCGGACAAACACAGUGGGUUUAAUGCUCAAGUCGAAUACUCAGAUCCCUAUUACCAUAAACAAGUGCAUCAACAUCAAGAACCCAAGUCCGAAGUUUAUGCAAUCAUCAACUCUUUGCCUCAUGAUUCUUACAACGCAUAUGCAAAUGAUCAUCACGAGUAUUUGUUUAAGCCCCUUUAUGAUCAAUAUAAUAGCAUUCCAUAUGAUUAUUAUUCUAUUCGCCAGUAA